AUUCUUUUUAAAGAAUUGCCUUGACUGAAUCCGUUCAACAUGAUCUCCGUAAGAUAAGCAAUGCAGUAGCCCAAGCGGAGAAGGAACUCAAAUCACUUGAAAAAAGGUUAAAUAAAUGUGUAUUUUUACAGGAUGUAUGAAGAACUUGAAAAAACAAGGAAGGCUGUAUCUGACAAAGAUGAAGAGCUGGAAUCAUUGUACGACAGAGUGGCAGGAGAUGUUGCUUCUUCAAUCAAAACAGGAAAAGCCAUCAACCUUAACAAUCCAGUUAGUCAACCAAGGAUAAUAGAAUUAUAUGAAGACCUGAGACAGAAAUGGCCAAAAAUCAAAUCUAGUCUGAAAUCAAAGGGAGGCGAUGGGAACUCAUCUAAAAUCAGACAUCUGAUGCAGAAAGCGUUUUACCACGCGAAGGCUGAAAUGACAGAAAAGAUUAAUCACCUAGAUCGUGUAUUUGAACUGAAUAUGGCAAGAAGUGAUAUAGCCAAUUCAAAGGUUAAGGAGUAUAGACAGUUAACUAUUCAGAAUCUGCAACUCGCGAUCUACAGUGAGAAACAACAAGAUUUAAAGAACCCCACACCACUAUACCAAUGUAAGACCUUUCAGGAUGUGGUGAAUUAUUUGAAACGUGAAUGCUUCUGGUUGGGCCGCCUGAUGGCUCUGAAUGAUCCUCCUCUUGGACCUGAUUGGCUCAGUCCUCGCACAACAUAUGACAAAUGGGACCUUCUACCUCACAAUAUCAUUGAGUCUCCAAAGUAUUAAGAAAACAUUUCUAAAGUGUGAAAGCAUUUAAUUUUCAUAGUGAUUAAGGAUGUUGUAUAGAUUAAUUGCUUGAAAUUGUGCAAGGUUUUUGCCAUUGUUUCAUUUGUGUAAAAUGCUAUAUUAGUUGUCAGCUUCACUGAAGUAUAUUUAAAAAUUUACUGAAGUAUAAAAUAGCUUUGGCAUAAUUUUUAUCAAGCUUGAGGUUUUGAAUAGACUGUCAGUUAUUGCAAUUAUGUAAACUACUGCAUUUGAAAACUUCUACAAAUAUUUUCAUUUUGUAUAUCACUUUUAUGAUAUAUUUACUGCCAUUUUUUUAUGCUUUUCUAAUUUUGCCACUGAAUGUUCCAUACAGCCUCAGAAAGACUCAAUGUUUUAGUUUGCUGCAUAAUAAUCUUAUCCAAAACAUGGUGAUAUCUCUUUACCGACUGUCAAAUAAAGCUGAACAAACAUAAAGUACCUAUAAUAAAUUCUGAUUUAGACUGAAAAUAUA
Xiphophorus couchianus (Monterrey platyfish) is the source of this 1249-nucleotide messenger RNA. RefSeq lists its product as uncharacterized. The transcript has 8 exons. NCBI's taxonomy places the organism in Eukaryota, Metazoa, Chordata, Actinopteri, Cyprinodontiformes, Poeciliidae. The coding region runs from base 133 to 759 and encodes 208 amino acids. The record is from RefSeq and is a predicted model, not a curated record.